CCCAGGUACAUAAUACAUGUAAGUAACCUUCUGCACAGAUUUGUAUGAUUUUGCGCCGCGUUACAUGACAAUCCGGCUUCUUUGUAACCACAUCAGGAAGCGUCGCACGUGGCACGAUUUACCACGAGUCCACGACCUUCAGCAAUGGAUUUCUUCAAAAUGUUACCCUAAUACGUGGUUGGGCUUUAAAUCAAAGAGGUACCUAUACGAUAUCUCUGAGGGACUCAAGUCCAUAUAUGCCUACCUAUACUAGGUAUAUAUGGUGUGUGUGCGUGUGUGAUUAGAUAACUUACAUACGAAUAGACGUCUUUGUAGUCACAUGCAAAUAAAGGCGGCUAAACCUCGACCCAAGGUUGACACCUAAGUAUCCUAUGAUGUACCUAGGUAAAUAUGAGCUACAUCAUUCAAUGUUGUAUUCCAUUCGGAAAACUUUACAUCGCCAAAGCCGAACCUUGCCCACACUAUUUCCACUUGCGCCUCUGCCUCAUGGAUAACGUGAAUAGAAGGCCUAAGCACGAUGGAUAAAGAUAAUCACGAGAGCGCAAUGGCCAAGGAUACCAAAGACAAGGGCAAAGGUACUGCGAUUAAUAUAGACGAAUCAUUGUCUGAAUCAACAAAGAAAAAUGGGCAUUCGAGCUCCGUUGAAGCCGGUUUGGUUACAACCUCAUUCGUAUCACGACUCAGCGCAUCCGCGAGUAAACUCACUGGCGAUAUGGUCCUACAGCAUCCAAGUGGCGGGUCUCUAGCAGACGCCUUGCCCGCAGACAAAGCAGAAUCAUCCAGACUUGGGCGAGGCGCGGGUAUGGAUGAAAUAUCAACGGAUAGGAGUAGCUUAGCGCAAAGGUCAAUUCCAAGCUCGUUCAAAUCCGCUCAGAGCCAGGAGGAAGGGGCCCAAAUCGAAUUUGCCUUUAGCGACUUUCUCAAUAGUAGUACAAGUAUCUUAGAGGAACGGGACCCCGGUAACGUCAAAGCCUUGGGGGAUGAGCAGAUUAAUAAACCUGCACUUGAAAAGACCCAGCGAACUAUACCCCGGAUUAACCCAACUGAUGGUAUAGAUGUCGUUGAGCUUCUCAACUCAGCAUAUAGCGAAGCUGAGGAGACAUAUCUGGAUUUGACAGACAUCGAACAAGCAACUAUACGUCAUCAUCUUUUCGAAGAUGGCGAAUCCGGGGAACGUGUUUUGAGGAGACGGUGGGACGAUGCACUUAAUUUCUUUCCUGAUCUUGGGUCGAAUAGCGGAGGCAUACACGAGUAUGCCAAUUUGAUCGGUACAUCAAAUGUAGAAGAAGCGAAGAGCAUCUGGGUGAGCCAAUGGCAGGGAGUCCUUUCUAGUUACACAGAUGAAGUAUGGGGAGAGCUCGGGCCUCUAGUAAAUAAGGCUCGAGAAGAGCUUACUAGCCUGUCAGUGCCUUAUGAAGAAGCCUCACCUUCAAAGUUAAAAGCGGUGCGAAGACUUCAGCAACUUUUGAGUCAUAUCCGCGGGACAUGAACAAAAAAAAAAAAAAAGAAAAAAAGAAAAAGAAAAAAAAACCCUACAAGCUCAUGAGUUUACGAUGGCUUUUUCUGCAAAAAAUGAUUGCCUUAUAUAAUAUCUAAUGGUAACUGUAUAUGAAAUUAUGAUACCCGAGGUUAGAACUAUAUUCAGUUACAUACUUUUUGACUCCGUGCUAUUCCUACCCCCCCGAGGAAACCUGUCUCAAGCAUCGUGAAAAUGAUUGGAAUGCGGGUUAUCGCUACCAUCCUCCCGCGCUAAACGGUUUUAUAAUUUUUUUUUUUCCCACAAGAACGUACGAGAAGAGAGUAUGUACAGUAGCCAAGUAGUAUAAUGGAGUCGUAGGGAUCUGAGUGGAUGUCGAGAUGGCUAUUGGGAGAAAAUCUUCCUGUACAUAUUUGGGACAAGGCUUCCAG
Molecule: messenger RNA, 1908 nt
Organism: Daldinia caldariorum
Lineage: Eukaryota; Fungi; Ascomycota; Sordariomycetes; Xylariales; Hypoxylaceae
Exons: 1
Coding region: 518-1489 (323 amino acids)
Source: RefSeq, a predicted model, not a curated record